CUACAGGCCGUUAAUUACCUAGGUAUAUUACACGGCUCAGAUCUACCGGCACCCAUCAUCAAACCCACAACACCACGCACUAACCUAUCCCAAAAUGGACCUCCCCUUCAAGCUCACAGACCCCACCCUCUUCAAGCCCAGGUGCUACGUCCACGGCCAAUGGGUAGGGACCAAGUCCAACAAGACCUUCGACAUAGAAGACCCAGGCACGGGGAAGGUAUGGGCGUCCUGCCCCGACAGCGAGGCCGCCGACGUCGACGCGGCGGUGCAGUCGGCCCACGCGGCCUUCGGGCCCUACAGCCGCCUCACGCCCCGCCGGCGCGCGGAGCUGCUCAUGGCGUGGCACCAGCAGGUCGUGGCGCACCGCGACGACAUCGCGCGCAUCCUCGUCUACGAGACGGGCAAGCCCCUGGCCGAGGCGCAAGGGGAGCUCGACUACAGCCUCGGGUUCACGUGGUGGUUCUCGGGCGAGGCGGACCGCGUGCAGGGCAGCGUGUUCAACAGCGCCGCGGCCGGGCGCCGCACCUUUGUGAUAAAGCAGCCGGUCGGCGUCGCCGCCGCGCUGUGCCCGUGGAACUUCCCCAUCGCCAUGGUCCUGCGCAAGGCGGGCGCCGCCCUCGCCGCGGGCUGCACGAUGGUCGUCAAGCCGAGCCCCGAGACGCCCGCCACGACGCUGGUGCUCGCGGAGCUCGCCACGCGCGCCGGGUUCCCGCCGGGCGCGCUCAACGUGCUCACGACGGGCCUGGGCAACACGCCCGCCGUGGCGGAGGCGCUGUGCCUGCACCCGCUGGUGAGGAAGGUCACGUUCACGGGGAGCACGCGGGUGGGCAAGAUCAUCUCGGGCCUGUGCGCGCGGAACCUGAAGAAGGUGACGCUCGAGCUGGGCGGGAACUGCCCCUUCAUCGUGUUCGACGACGCGGACCUGGACCAGGCGCUCGGGCAGCUCAUGGCGCUGAAGUGGAGGCACGCCGGGCAGGCGUGCAUCUCCGCGAACCGGGUGUUUGUGCAGGCGGGCAUCCACGACAGGUUCGUCGGGGCGCUGGCGGCGCGGACGAGGGGGCUGAGGGUCGGGCACGGGAUCGAGGAGGGGACCACGAUGGGGCCCGUCACGACGCCGCGGGGGCUGGACAAGGCGGAGCAGCUGCACGCCGACGCCGUGGCGAAGGGGGCGGAGGUCGUCAUUGGCACGGGGAGGAGGGAGGGCGGCGCGGGGGGUUACUUCAUGGCGCCGACCAUCCUCACGGGCGUGACGGACGAGAUGGGGCUGGCGAGGGAGGAGAUGUUUGCGCCGGUCCUCGGCGUCUUCAGGUUCGACUCGGAGGAGGAUGUGGUGCGGAGGGCCAACGACACGAGCAUGGGCCUGGCGAGCUACGUCUUCACCAAGGAUGUCGACCGCCUGUGGCGCAUGUUUGAGAAUCUGGAGGCCGGGAUGAUCGGUCUGAACACCGGGAACCAGUCCGCGGCUGAGUCCCCAUUUGGAGGCAUCAAGGAGAGCGGCAUGGGCAAGGAGAGUGGCAAGGACGUCGCCAUCAAUGAGUUCUUGAUCCAGAAGACGGGGACGCUGACGUUGCAGGAUCACUACUGA
Messenger RNA from Diaporthe batatas, 1585 nucleotides. RefSeq lists its product as uncharacterized. Bases 95 to 1585 code for a protein of 496 amino acids. Gene Ontology annotation, molecular function: succinate-semialdehyde dehydrogenase (NAD+) activity. The record is from RefSeq and is a predicted model, not a curated record. Lineage: Eukaryota; Fungi; Ascomycota; Sordariomycetes; Diaporthales; Diaporthaceae. The transcript has 2 exons.